Xiphophorus hellerii (green swordtail) is the source of this 4007-nucleotide messenger RNA. RefSeq names its product chromosome 11 C21orf91 homolog (gene c11h21orf91). The record is from RefSeq and is a predicted model, not a curated record. The coding region runs from base 911 to 1834 and encodes 307 amino acids. The transcript has 5 exons. NCBI's taxonomy places the organism in Eukaryota, Metazoa, Chordata, Actinopteri, Cyprinodontiformes, Poeciliidae.
GGAAAUAAAACCCGUUUUUCCUCAAGCCCUUUCUGUUUAGCUCCCCAGAAUAACGGUCACGAAGCAGACCUAGUGGUCGGAGGAUGCGAGUGUGCUGCUAGCAUAACUUCUUGUUAGCACUCGUUUAUUUAACGCUCUGAGGUGUAACUAACACUUUGUGGGACUCUCGGUUCCUCUAAACUGUGAAGUGUCGGGCUUAUAGUCCGUGUGCUGUUAGACAUUAAAAGUAUCGACCACUUGGGGUCUGGUUCUGAAGGUCAUACAUGUAUGCGUUUCCACCGACGUGGUGGAAAGUUUAUCAAAUAACCGAGUCUCUUUGUUGUUAUAGUGUCAGUAACCAUGUCCUAUGGUUUCACCUGUAAUUUUGCAUGCUCGGUUUAGGAUACUAGGGGCUAUGUUCAUAAUGUAUUCAUUAUUUCGACAGCAUGUUGUCAACAGAACAAAGCGAAACAGAGCUUUCGAUAUGACUUAAAACUGUUUCCCGGUCUGAACCGGUCUAGAAGAACCAGGGACAUUAUUUCUGUCAUCUGUGAAGAGAAAAUGGAAGCAAAAGAUGUGACGCUCUGUUGAGUUAGACUGUUAAGGUGGUGCUAGAAGCUGAUUUGUUUUCACGUCUAGUUUAUAACAAGGGGUGCUUCAGUUGCGUUUACAUUUUAAUUUGGAUUCAACCUCAAUCAACAAUUGAUUACAGUAAGUGUGAUUGGUUAGUCUGAGUUCAACUGAGCAGUAGUUGUUUGGGGAUGCUCAUUAAACACACAAAUUUUAAUGUCCUAACUAUUCCAUAACUCUCUGAUUUGAUGUUUAUGAAUGCUAACAUAUGAAUCACACUUUUUUGUUUUUAUUUUUUAGAUAAAACAAACAAAGACAUUGACUAGAGAGGGCUUUUUUUCAUCUGUGGCUCUUCAAUUUAAUGGAAACCAUCCUCAAUGUGUCACGAGGCGCAAUGGAUGAAGAGGAGCAGUUUGUGAAUAUCGAUCUGAAUGACGACAAUAUCUGCAGCGUCUGCAAAUUAGAGACUGAAACGGGGACCCUGUCCUUCUGCCAUGUCUGCUUUGAACUCAGCAUCGAGGGUAAGAAACGCAACUGGAGAAGAGGAAGCGUCUCCUCAGCCUCCUUGUUGCACUCAAAGUCGCUGCGUGGCCACAGAGACUGCUUUGAGAAAUGCCACCUCAUUGCCAAUCAGAAGCUGUCCCAUUCCAAGGUCUCCAGAAGUGCCUAUGAGGGUAUGAAGCUGGCCCUCAGCCAGAAGCUGAACCGCAUCAUCCAGUUUGCCCAGAACAAAGACUCGCUCUCCUCCAGCGGCUGCACCAGACGGGGAGCAAAGCUCCUUUGUUACAGCCAGCAGGGCGAGCGCAAGCUGCUGCCCCAGUCUGACGCCCAGGUGCCCCGCUACGCCCCCUGCUGGGACAGGGCCAGGGCAACUGGGCUGCCGGCGUACGCAGCAGGGAUGCUGGAGAGUCAAACAACCGAGGAGGUGGAGCUGCUGCGCGAGUCGCAGGCCGACAGUUGGAGCAGGGACGGACGGAAGGAUCUGCACAGCUGGAAGCAGUCAUCAGGACAGAAGCGGCACAGAAACCAGGGGCACAGCAGAGACGAAUUGACUAAAAUGAGUGUGGAUGAGCUCCAUCAGCUGAACAGCCAACUGCUGAAGCAGAUUGAAAAGGUCUUUGAGGAGCUGACAGCCGCCGUGCAGGAGAAGGACGCCUUGGCGUCAGAGCUGCACGUCCGUCACGUCGCCAUCGAGCAGCUCUUUAAAAACUGCACCAAACUGCCCUGGCUGCACAUCAGCAGGGCCGGCGUGAAGGCCAGCACCAGCGGAGCCGCCGUGGAAUGAAGGGCUGGAAGACGGCAGCAGCCCCAAAGGUGGACUCUCUGAAGAUGAUGAUGAUGAUGAUGAUGAAGUGGACUGCCUCAGCAUUGAGGAAGCGUCUGGAUUCCACUAGACAUUUACACUAUGCCGCCAAUGGGCCACCGGCUCUGCAUCCGCACAAGUUAUCAAGGGCUCGGUUGUUUUGCGGGCGCAGAAACGAUGCGAGAGUUUUCAGUGCUUGGCUUGUUGCGGCUUGAAUUGCAGCCUGCUGAUUACCCAGGAUGCAUGUUGAGAACAGCGAGUUCCAGCGUAGAACUGGAAGGGAACAUCUGUGUUUUAACGUGCCGCACAUUCUUAAGGAAAAACGUUUUUUGUUUGAAUUGACUUAAUAUUUGCUGGUGAUUUUCUUUUACUGUGAGUUUUAUUUUGUACGCUGUUCGAUAAUUAAUCAAUUUCAUUGUGCUCGACACGAUUUUACCUUCGUUCUCUCGAACAAAGUAGCUACGGACAUUCAGUUUUUUAGUAUUUCUUCAAUUCGUUUUCAGUUAAGAUAUGAGAAUCAGUAUUUUGAUCUUUGGAAAAUGAAAGUAUUCUAUUCAGUCAAGCUUCCUAGCUGCACAAUAAUUACCUAAAACAGGUAAUGAAAUGGGAUGUGAGAUUGUCCUGAAACUGCUCUGUUUGGAUAUGAAAACUGACUGUCUGACAUCAGCAAACCACUGCUUGUCCAUUCAUAUUUCUUUAUAGUUAAGUACUAUCAUAAAUUAUGGAGAAAAAAUGGUCAUAAAAUAAUCUAAUAGUUACUUUCUGAAAGCUUUAUUUUCUACCAUAUGUCCAUUUAUCGUCACUCUGGUCCUUGUUUGGGUCAGAUGAUUAUGGUCCUAGAUCUAAGCAGAAGUAAUUUAAAAAUGACUUAUAGUCAACCUUGAGGAAAUUAGUUAUUAUGAGUAACUUUACACCUAAAAGUACUCCAAAAGAUUCCAAAAGCAUCAAAUCUCCACCGAUUCGGAGUUUGGGAACGACGUACAUACUAGACUUCUGUUAAUUUGGUUUCUAAUUAUGUUUUAAUCAUGACUUUUUACACUCUGUUGCCUAAGGAGACGUGUUAUAUGAAACUUCCCCUCAGUCUGUGUCCAGUCUGUUACUUCUGGUGUAGUUUCCCAUUACAUAUAAAGCAGUGUGAUGUCUAUCGUGUAGCUAUCAAGCACAAAGCACCAUGGAUGGUUAUACACUUAUUCAAAAAACCUGGAGCUUCUGAAAAGCAAAUCCAGUUGCAAUACCAAAGUCUGUUCUGCAUUUUAUUUCUAAAAAAAAAUAGAAGAAAUAAAACACCAUAUGAUGAUGAUGCAACACCAAACAGAUUUGAUUACCCAUGUGACUUAUCCUUACUUGUUUUCAUGUGUUCAGGGUGUACUUUAUUGAUUCGUUCUCAAGUUGCUUUCUUUCUCUCCUGUUUAAAUGUGUCGGAGCAAAGUGUCCACAUAGCAAUACAAACAGGGCAGUUUGGUCUUCAGUGCCUGUGGAUGUCCCUAACAUUUAAACAAAGGAAGACAAAGGUAUACGAAUCCUAUGCAAGCUACAGACUAAAAUACAUACGGCCUUAUCGAGAGAGUAUUGGUUUGACUUUUCUUCAGAGGGCGAGGUCGCCGAUUUUAAGUUUCUAAGCUUGAUGUGUAGAAAAACUAAGCUUUAUGUGUAUUUUGCUCUCUUUGUAAGAGAUUAGAUGUUUUUGACCCUUUUUAGGGUCUAAAGAAAAGGUUUUAGCUCAGUUUUAAGCUCUUUUUUUUCAUGGGUUUUAUUUUAGACGGUUAUUUGCUGUCUACUUGAGUGCGUUUUUGUUUGUUUUUUGUUUUUUUAGCCUUUAAAAUUUUUUUUUGUACAUUUGUUUUUGGAGUUGCUUUGGUGUGCUGUUAGAACAUGUCUGGGCCUUUCUUCCUACUCUGUGGGAGAACCAGUCUCAUCUUACUGUGGUUCCAUUAUCUCCAACUGAUCAUGGAGGUAUAUAUGUUACACUUCUACAUUAGUUGUAGCCUGACUGUUCUUUUCCUUACAUUUUUUGAAUUUGUUUUUGUUCAUGGCUGAAUCUGUCUUUGAUGUAUUUGCAUUAUAUUUAUUGUGUGUGGAAAUAAUUUGUUUUUUGAAUUGUGCUUAAAUGACUUGUUUUUCCAAUAAAAAUAAAAUUGCAGGUAUUUUUACAUUA